Acanthochromis polyacanthus (spiny chromis) is the source of this 2496-nucleotide messenger RNA. RefSeq names its product ssu-2 homolog, tandem duplicate 1 (gene ssuh2.1). The transcript has 12 exons. The record is from RefSeq and is a predicted model, not a curated record. NCBI's taxonomy places the organism in Eukaryota, Metazoa, Chordata, Actinopteri, Pomacentridae. Gene Ontology annotation, molecular function: heat shock protein binding. The coding region runs from base 50 to 1156 and encodes 368 amino acids.
UUCUGUUUUUGCGUCUGUGAGAUUCAUUCACGAUCCCAGCGGAGCAGAAAUGGACGAAAAGGACGAAGAUCUGGGUGUCUUUGAUCCAAACAUCCCAGAGGAGGGACCUUCAGCGCCUCCUCCUGGCUGGCUGGACGACAUCCAUGGAUACCAGGGUCACAAAGGAGGAGAGGAUGAUAACCCGUUGUAUCCUCCUCCACCUGCCUACAACCCUCAGCCUGAACUCAACAGGAACACUCUGGUUCCCAACGUCAGGGUUCCCACGGUGUCGGAGGAUGUGGCCAGAGAAGCUCUGAUCAAGUUUGUGGAAUCUAAAUGGAGGUACAGCUCCAAACCAGCCAGGAACCUGACGUUCAAAGAGCUCAAAGCCAUCACCGUGUACCGGUACCGACUGGAGACCUACACCGAGACCAGAACCAGCGCCUGGCAGUUUGAGCCCUACAACGGUCAGACGGUAGACGGACCUCAGUAUGGAGUCAGUCCUCCUCCGUGGGACGUUCAGGUGAUGUUUCCUCAGAGAUACACCGACCAGGUGGAGAAGGUCCGAGUGCCGCAUUCAUCCUUCGUCAAGUUGUGUCACAAAUGCAACGGCUGUGGAAACACUCGCUGCACUUCCUGCUUCGGUAGAGGACAGAAACGCUGCACUUUCUGUCACGGUCACGGCCGAUCCCGGAACAAACGCUGCACUUCCUGUCAUGGACGAGGACGCAAGAGGUGUUUUUCUUGUCACGGUCGUGGCUUUAAGACCUGCUCUGUUUGUCACGGAAGUCAAAACCUGUUGCACUUCAUCCUGCUCACCGUCACCUGGAAGAACAAUGUUGAAAAUUUCAUUCCAGACCGUCAGCCGGAAUUCCCAGACAAGAACUUUGGGAAGGUUUCAGGAGAUCCUUUCUUUGUUGAUGAGAACGUCCUGGUUUAUCCUAUCCAGGGUUUCCCCGAUCAGGAGAUCUGUGAUGUUUCAUCAAAGAUGAUCAACGACCACCUCGUUCGUUUCACCUCCACCAGCCGGAUCCUGCAGCAGCGUCAGACCAUUGAGCUGGUGCCACUGACUCACGCCUACUACUCCUACAACGGGAAGGACUACAGCUUCUUCGUUUAUGGGAUGGAGAACAAAGUGUUUAUGGCCAAAUAUCCGUCUGCCUGCACCCUGCUGUGAGCCGCACAUACGGUUAGCAUGUUGCAUCCAACAUACGGUUAGCAUGUUGCAUCCAACAUACGGUUAGCAUGUUGCAUCCAACAUACGGUUAGCAUGUUGCAUCCAACAUACGGUUAGCAUGUAGAGCAGAGCAGGACUUCACCUCCAACCACACCGUCAUACCUGAAGCCUCAUCAACAGAGGAACCGCCGGAACGUCUACUGUCUGGCUUCAUGUGCUUUAUUUUAGUAAGAAAUGAACUUUGUUAAGGUAGAUUUUAGGUUUUUAGCUGCGAUUACAAAGUUGCAGUUCAUCCCAGAGUCUGUGUAAUCAAGUAUAAUCCGUUUAUUCUAACUUCUCCUUUGUCCUUUUGCAUCUGGUGCCGUUUUAAAUCUGUCAUUUAAUAGAAUACUGGCUUAAAACUCUCCGGUGUUUAUUAUUUAUCUUUGAUAUUUGUCGUCAGAUGUUUGUCGUCGUUUCCAAAGUCGACGUCCAUGAAUCCGAUGCUCUGGUGCAAAUAAAAACAAUCUUUGAAAGACCAAAGAAAGAUUUAAAGCUGUUCUUAAAAACAAUCUACCUGGUAAAAAGUGAAGUUUUUAGAGUUUGUUCAGUUGUGUUUGCAGCUGAAUGUCAUUUUAGACUUUAAUAGCAAUAUUUUACCUUUAUGAGCUUUAAAGUUGUUCUUUAAAUAAAGCUAAUGUUGUUACUUAGCGCGAGAGGCUAACCGUUAAAGCUACAGGCUAAAAUCCUGAAAGUUUACUGUCUAUUAGUUUACUGAAUGUCAUUUUCUAUAGACUGUACCACAAACAUAUUAAAAUCAUUAUGAAAAGAUGCAAAAUUACAGAAAAAAGGCACAAAAUCAUCAGAAAUAUGCAAAAAAAACCAACAAAUCGUCAUAAAAAGAUAGCACAGGCACAAAAUUGUCAGAAAUGUGCAAAAAAAAAAGCAAAAAUGUUUUAAAUCAUAAUAAAAAGAUACAGAAUUAUAUGAAAGAGGCGUAAAAUCAUCAGAAAUAUGCAAAAAUACCAAAAAACUACCCCAAAAAUGUUUAAAAUGAUCAUAAAGAUGUAAAAUUACAACAAAAAGGGUCAAAAUCAUCAGAAAGAUGCAAAAAUACAAACAUAUUAUAUUAGAGAAAUUAAACAGAAAAUGCACCUUAUUGUAUUUCCUUUUUGUUUUAUACCUUUAAAGAUGAAGAAAACGGGAAGAACCACUUUAUUUUGUGUGUUUUUAUGCAGCAGACUCCGUUUUCUGCCUUUUAUUUCUGCAGCCGAAGCAACUGUUUAAAUCUGUCGUUGUUUUUGUAUAAUAAACUAAAAACCUGCCAAAUGUAGUCAGUAAAUAAACAGAUUUCUUUAUCA